This is a messenger RNA of Megalops cyprinoides (Indo-Pacific tarpon), 1363 nucleotides long. Its product is annotated as heparan sulfate glucosamine 3-O-sulfotransferase 1-like. The transcript is spliced from 2 exons. The record is from RefSeq and is a predicted model, not a curated record. Lineage: Eukaryota; Metazoa; Chordata; Actinopteri; Elopiformes; Megalopidae. The coding region runs from base 322 to 1251 and encodes 309 amino acids. Gene Ontology annotation, molecular function: [heparan sulfate]-glucosamine 3-sulfotransferase activity.
GAGUCGCAUUCAGAGACCAAUGCUGGCACUCCACACCAGCCCUCUGUGGAGCAGACAGCAAAGGACACAGGCAGAGCAGUGAGGAAGACAAUAACAGGAAGAGAGCGAGGAAGUGGAAGAAGGCAGGGAGGUGGAGCACUUUGCGAGCAAGGUGAAGACCGGCAUGACCAGGCACCAGCAGCCCCCACCACAGAUUCUUUCCAGGAAGUGAGGCCCCAGAAGGUGAUGGCUGGCUGGUGUUAGAGAGCGUGUCCGCCCCUUGGCGGUGUGUGUGUGCACCCCUGUGCUGCUUCUGCUGCGCCCUCUGCUGGUGAAACCGCGAUGCUGUGGACGUUGUUCCUAGCCCUCCUGCUGCUGCUGCUGCUGCAGGCCCAGCUGUCUGUGUGUCUGAGGGAGCUGCGCUCCGCCACCCCACGUCCCGCCAGCGCUGCCUCGAGUCCCGCGGCCGUCACCCCGAGUCCGGCGGACGGCAACGCCACGCAGCGGCUGCCCGGUGCCAUCAUCAUCGGGGCGCGUAAGGGUGGCACACGUGCCCUGCUGGAGAUGCUCAACCUGCACCCGGACGUGGUGGCGGCCAAAAACGAGGUGCACUUCUUCAACCUGGAGGAGCACUACCGCCGUGGCCUGGGCUGGUACCGCGCCCAGAUGCCCCUCUCCCUGCCGGGGCAGCUGACGGUGGAAAAGACCCCAGGGUACUUCGCGUCCCCGCAGGCGCCCGGGCGGGUGCGGGCGAUGGACCAGGGCGUACGGCUCCUGCUGAUCGUUCGGGACCCGGCGGAGCGGCUGGUGUCCGACUACACCCAAGUGCUGCACAACCGGAGGCAGCGGCACAAGCCCUACCCACCACUGGAGGAGCUGCUGCUGCCGCAGGGCCGUGUCGACGCCAGCUACAAGGCCCUCCAGCGCAGCCUGUACCACCUGCACUUCAGCCGCUGGCUGGCCCACUUCCCCCUGGCCCAGAUCCACGUGGUGGACGGGGACGCCCUGAUCCGGGACCCCUUCCCCGAGCUGCGGAGGGUGGAGCGCUUCCUGGAGCUGCCGCCCCGCAUCGCCCCCUCCAACUUCUACUUCAACACCACCAAGGGCUUCUACUGCCUGCUCUCCGCCGGUCACGACCGGUGCCUGGACGAGUCCAAGGGCCGCCCACACGCCCCGCUGAGCCCCACCGCCCGCCGAAUGCUCUGCCGCUUCCUUCACGAGCCCAACCGACGCUUCUUCAGCAUGGCGGGUCGCACCUUUGCCUGGUGCUGAGGCCACGCUCAUCAGGCUUAAUGCGCCAAUCAGAGAAAAGACGUGUCUCAGCAACUUGGUGGGAUAUGGCGACAUUGCUUCUGACAACUGUUCUUAGUCCAGCAACCAGCGU